Vicia faba (fava bean) is the source of this 732-nucleotide messenger RNA. The record is from the annotation of a GenBank genome assembly. Lineage: Eukaryota; Viridiplantae; Streptophyta; Magnoliopsida; Fabales; Fabaceae.
AUGGUUGUGGAUCCCUCUCUUCCUCAACCAUCCAAAAGAAGAAGAAUCAACCACUUUUAUUCCAUGACAACAAUUACAGAGAUGAGUGAAAGAUUUGGACGAGAGAUUCGUGUUUUUGAAACAUUUUCACUUUCUCCCACACAAAAUGAUGCAGCAAACAAAGAAGAGGAGACUGACGAGUUCUACGAGUUCACUGCUGCAGAUUAUUACAAACUCUUGGGUACUAAAAAAGAAGAUAAAUAUCUAAAGACUCGAAAACUCCGAGAAGCAGAUGAGGCAGCUCGCAGGUCAAAAAUAACAAAGGCUGUAAUUAGAGUUCGGUUCCCUGAUAAUCAUACAUUGGAAGCUACAUUUCAUCCAUCUGAAUCCAUCCAAAGUUUAAUCGAUCUCCUCAACAAAGUGAUUGCACAACCAGAGAAGCCCUUUUAUUUAUAUACUACUCCGCCUAAGAAGCUGAUCAAAGACUUUUCUCAGGAUUUCUAUACCGUUGGGUUUUGUCCCGGUGCCAUCGUGUACUUUUCAUAUGAUGUUUCAAAAGGUAAUGGAAGCGAUGACGGCCCUUACCUACUAGAAGAAGUGAUGUCUUUGAAAGGUGCUAUAGAACAAGGUGAGGCAUCAGAGCAAUUACAGUCUGAACCGACGUCUGCUGAGGCUGUUGCACAAGCUCCUGCCGUUGAAGAACGGAAACCGGCCGAGAAAAAGAUUGUUAAGCCAAAGUGGUUGAAAAUGUGA